UCCAACUCACUUGGGUGUCUUGUAGCCAGAAUGAGAUUCCCCCUCUGAUUUCCCGGCCUAAUUAUAUCAAUGAAAACUAUAAGUUUUCUGAGAGAAAAAUAUAGACAGUGUUGGCAGAGGCACUCAUUGUCCUUUUUUAUUAUAUUUCCCAUAUCCUUUUGCUCUCUGCUACUCUCUGCUUCUCUCUGCAACUCGCCCCUGCUUUUCCUCCAUUUGUUUUUUUCUCUGCCCCUCACAAGCACUGCCUUUUACACUCUGUUUUCACACUCUCUUAAAGAUUUGGUCACCAAAACAACCAUACCUGUAGUUGGUCACCCUCUCUCCCUCUGUUUCCUAGACUCUAUUUCUUCACCAUGAACAUGUAGGAAAAAUGCAGAGCCAGUUCAAGAAAGCAUGAGCUCCAAAACCUGCCAGAGCCUCCCUUUCUGGUGGAGAAUCAUUUCCUUUCUUCUCCUUCUACUUCCAUCGUUUGCUCUCAACUCAGAUGGGGUCCUCUUGCUUUCCUUCAAAUACUCAAUCCUAAGCGACCCUCUGUUCGUCCUGGAGAGCUGGAACUACAACGACGCAACACCAUGCGCGUGGUUCGGAGUCACGUGCACCGAAAUCGGAACACCCGGCACGCCGGAUAUGUUCAGGGUGACCGGCUUAGUCCUCCCCAACAGCCAGCUUCUGGGUUCGAUUGUUGCCGACCUCGGCAUGAUCGAACACCUUCGCCAUCUCGAUCUUUCCAACAACUUCUUCAAUGGAUCUCUGCCUAAUUCAAUUUUCAAUGCCUCAGAGCUUCAGGUGCUUUCCCUUUCAAGCAAUGUUAUCUCUGGUGAGCUACCGGCUGAGCUUAUAGGUGGAUUAAGAAGCUUACAGCUUCUGAAUCUUUCUGAUAAUGCAUUGGCCGGGAAAGUACCGGAAAAUCUCACUGCUCUGCAGAAUUUGACAGUUGUUUCUUUGAGGAGUAACUACUUUUCCGGUAGUGUUCCUAGUGGGUUUGAUUCGGUUCAAGUAUUAGAUCUGUCUUCCAAUCUGCUUAAUGGGUCUUUGCCUCUUGGUUUUGGUGGAGAUAGUUUGCGCUACUUCAACCUCUCUUACAAUAAGCUUUCAGGAAACAUACCGCCGGAGUUUGCGAAAGGAAUACCGCAGAAUGCCACAAUCGAUCUCUCAUUCAACAACCUAACCGGACCUAUUCCGGAGUCUCUAGCUAUGCUCAACCCGAAAAACGAAUUCUUUGCCGGAAAUACCGAUCUUUGCGGCAAACCUUUGAAGAAUCUCUGCUCCAUUUCUUCCUCUUUGUCUGCUCCACCCAACGACACCUCCUCGUCUUCUCCGGCAAUAGCAGCCAUACCCAAAACCAUUGACUCAGUCCCAGUGACAUCCUCAACCGGCACAGCAAACGGAACUCAGAACCCAACGCAAGGUGGCCUAAAGCCCGGGGCAAUAGCCGGAAUCGCUGUCGGAGACUUAGCCGGUAUAAGCCUUCUUGCCAUGGUAAUUUUCUACGUCUACCAAGUGAGAAAGAGAAACAACAUUCUGAAGCCAACGAAUGCGGCGACGGACCCAGAAAAGAAAGGAGAAGAGAAAAAACAAGACCCACUUGGCAGAAAGCCAGUGGCGUGGUCCUGCCUAGGCGAAGAGAUAACUUCAGAAGCAACCAGCUCUGAUAGCGACGACCACGAGAACAAACUCGAAGAUGCACACGUGCAUCCAAACGAUGAUCAGAAAGGUCAGCUUGUGACGGUGGACGGAGAGACAGAGCUGGAGCUGGAGACUCUGCUCAAGGCGUCGGCGUAUAUGCUGGGAGCCAGCGGCGGAAGCAUUGUGUACAAGGCGGUGCUAGAGGACGGGACUGCGUUGGCGGUGAGGAGGAUUGGAGAGAGCGGGGUGGAGAGGAUGAGGGAUUUUGAGAACCAGGUCAGGGCGGUAGCCAAGCUGCGCCACCCAAAUUUGGUUCGGAUUCGUGGGUUUUACUGGGGAGAGGCUGAGAAGCUUGUUAUCUAUGACUUUGUCUCCAAUGGCAGCCUUGCUAGCGCCAGUUACAGAAAAGCAGGCUCAUCACCAUUUCAUCUACCUCUUGAGGUUCGGCUCAAGAUAGCAAGAGGAGUAGCCCGGGGGCUGGCCUACAUCCACGACAAGAAACACGUGCAUGGCAACAUUAAACCGAGCAACAUUCUCUUGAGCCCUAACAUGGAGCCGAUAAUCACAGAUUUCGGGCUCGAAAGGCUCGUCUUUGGCAACACCAGCAGCAACAAAGCAAGCAACUCAGCCCGAUUUUUGGGAAGCCAACAAAGACCCACGUCGACCACCAUUCAUGAAGGCUUACCGGACCUCCCCACAAGUGGUUCCAGCCCCUACGGUGCACCGGUGGGCUCGUCGGUCGGAACUGCAUGGCCUUAUCAAGCACCCGAGUCCCUGAAAAACGUCAAGCCUAAUUUCAAGGGGGAUGUGUACUCAUUUGGGAUAGUUUUGCUUGAACUUUUAACUGGCAGAGUAUUUUCUGAGCCGGAAUUGGGCCAGUGGACUUCCGGCGCCGGUUCGGUGGCAGAGGAAAAAAACAGGGUUUUGAAGAUGGUUGAUGCGUCUGUCAGGGGAGAAGUGGAGGGCAGGGAGGAUGCCAUGCUGGCAUGCUUCAAAUUGGGAUUUAGCUGUGCUUCUUUUGUCCCACAUAAGAGACCGUCUAUGAAAGAAGCCCUUCAAAUCCUAGAGAGGAUCCCAUUCCCAUGGCCUUCUUUCUAAUGAUGCAUUUGGGUCCCAUAAAAGUAACUCGUGUGUUCUUUUGUUUCUCCUUUUGUUGACUUGAAUGUUACAUAAAGAGCUAGCUUGAGGAAUGUGGAUAACAGAUGUGAGAAAGUGCUGUAUGUUUGACUGAUUAAUCAAAGUUUUAUAUGUAUAAGAUAAUUAGGUGGUGAUUAUGGAUAGA
Corylus avellana is the source of this 2908-nucleotide messenger RNA. Its product is annotated as putative LRR receptor-like serine/threonine-protein kinase At4g37250. Lineage: Eukaryota; Viridiplantae; Streptophyta; Magnoliopsida; Fagales; Betulaceae. Gene Ontology annotation, molecular function: protein binding; ATP binding; protein kinase activity. The record is from RefSeq and is a predicted model, not a curated record. Gene Ontology annotation, biological process: protein phosphorylation.